Corythoichthys intestinalis (scribbled pipefish) is the source of this 4306-nucleotide messenger RNA. Its product is annotated as troponin T, slow skeletal muscle-like. Gene Ontology annotation, biological process: regulation of muscle contraction; sarcomere organization; slow-twitch skeletal muscle fiber contraction. Gene Ontology annotation, molecular function: tropomyosin binding; troponin T binding. Gene Ontology annotation, cellular component: troponin complex. The transcript has 13 exons. The record is from RefSeq and is a predicted model, not a curated record. Bases 214 to 951 code for a protein of 245 amino acids. Lineage: Eukaryota; Metazoa; Chordata; Actinopteri; Syngnathiformes; Syngnathidae.
UUUCAGCUGUGAGCUCAGCAAUGAGGCGCUCGCUCACAAACCGCUCUGCCAGACUUGGCCUUCAGCUCCCAAAAGCCGCCAAUAAUCCACACGCUCAUUUUUAUUCCACGUCCCCUUCUUGUCACCCCACCGGAGCCUUUUAUAAAAGAGCCGGUGUCCGCCACAGUCUGCUCAUUACGCCUCGACAUCCCUUUGACACUAAACUGUGUCAAAAUGUCUGAUUUAGAAGAUCAUGGAGUACACCAAGAGGAGGAAGAUGAGCAUGGAGAAGGAGGAGAACGACCAAAGCACAAGCCGGUUGCUACGCAGCUCGCUCCUCCGAAAAUCCCUGAGGGCGAGCGGGUGGACUUUGAUGAUAUCCACAGGAAGCGCAUGGAAAAAGACCUUCUAGAGCUCCAGACCUUGAUCGAUGUCCACUUUGAGCAGAGGAAAAAAGAAGAGGAGGAGCUCAUCGGACUCAAAUCGAGGAUUGAAAGUCGCCGGGCAGAAAGAGCCGAGCAGCAGCGAGUGAGGGCCGAAAAAGAGCGUGACAGACAGACCAAGAUCGCGGUGGAGAGGCAAAGGAAGGAGGAGGAGGAGGCCAAGAAGAGGGCGGAAGAUGAAGCCAAGAAGAAGAAAGUGCUGUCUAACAUGGGCGCUCACUUUGGAGGAUUCUUGGCCAAGGUGGAGCAGAGGCGGGGCAAAAAGCAAACGGCAAGGGAAAUCAAGAAAAAGACGCUUUCUGAGAGGAAACAGCCGCUUGUCAUUGAUGACCUAAGAGAGGACGCUCUCAGAAAAAAAGCCAGCGAGAUGUGGGAGUGCAUCUACCAGCUAGAAUCUGAGAAAUUUGACUUAUCUGAGAAAAUGAAGAAGCAGAAAUAUGAGAUCAACGUCCUCCUGAACAGAAUCCAACACGCUCAAAAGUUCAAAAAGAGCCACGGUAAGGGGAAGGUUGGAGGACGCUGGAAGUGAGUCGACACCCUCAAGUGAAAAAAAAAAAUGAAGGUGGCAAUGAUGUAGCAAGUUUGCAGUUUCGCACCACUUGGAAUCAUGUGAAUAAAUUGGUGUGUUGCAUGAAAAUUUGCAUUACAGUUAAUAUGAUCAUUGACAACUCAGUCAGUGAGUGGGAAGACAACCCACGCUUCUUGUACAAAAAAAAAAAAAAAAGCCAUAAUGGAGACAGCUUUACUUGUCCUUGUGUGGUUGAAAAACAGCAUGAAGGUCAUCACUGUUUGCCACAACACAUGGUUGAAAUCCUGCUUCCUGACACAUGUUUGAUACUCGCUCUGCAAAACCAGCUUCUUGCUCUUUAUUCAGGUCCAAAAUGUACCUGAGGAGGCAAAAGCAACACUACAGCUUCAGUACUAUGUACACUCGACUGUGUUGUCACCAUGGUAACAAGCCUUGAUAAUUAAAAAAAAAAAAAAAAAAACUCACUUGGCCAACUCCACGAUAAGCACAGCGUCUGGUGCUGCAAUCUGCCGGAUUUUCGGGCCCAAAUGGUGCGCGCAACUUCAGAGCGUUUAACAGAAGAGGGCAGAGAAAACAUGGUGAGCGACAAACACUAUCUGCUGGCUGCAAUUCAAAUGGACAUCUCAAACAGAUUACACUGUACGAGCCCCCACCUUUUAUAUCCCGUAAGGCCUAAUAUGACAGCUGUGUUUAAAAAUGAGCUUUUAUGAAACUCACUGGUACGAAGGAAUAGUAAUAAAAGGAAAAAUACUGUAUUUGUCACCUGGUGGAGAAGUGAAUGAUGUGGAAGAAAUGGGCAUAUUUCCCCUUUUCCGCCAUCUUCUCAAGGGAAUCCAAGGGCAGGAAAUUGACAGAAACCCCUUUAAGACGUGUCAGUUCUGAAAAAAAAAAAGGAGUAAACAGAUUUGGACUGAACAUUUCUUUGUCGUCAGUGUUUUUGAGAUUUCGCUUACUGCUGACUGGGACAGAAUUAUGUUCAAUAUUCGUGGGUUGAUGUUCAUCUUCUGUGUCAGACUGAGUUGUGCAUUCUUGUUUCCUGGACAGGGAUUGAAACAACUCUUGCACAUUCGCGAAGGAAAUGUCCUGUGCUGUCUGCAGACACAAAAUUACAAGUAAACUUACAGUAAUUUUCGGACUACAAGCCGCUAUUUUUUCCCUUCAUUUUGAAUCCUGCGGUUUAUAGUCCAGUGCGGCUUAUUUGUUGAUUUAUUUGGAUUAAUAGGUAACACAUGCCUCCUAGCAUGCAUUGCAGCGCUACAGAUGUAAAUAACAAUCAAAAUUCAUGUUCUCUGCUAAUUAUUCAUUCAGUUACUGUUCCAGUUGUUUCAUUAAUUGCUUGUUAUGGUAUUUGGUAACACUUUAUUUGACAGUGGCGUCAUAAGACUGUCAUAAGACGGUCACAUUUAUGACAUGACACUAUCAUGGGCAUUACUGAAUGCUUAUGACAGAUGUCAUUUAGUGUCAUUUGGCAAAUUAUGUAACUAACUCCAUUUUCCAGUUUGGAUCUUUUACAUCUAUUCAAAACUGAGAUAAUUUGCCGGAGAAAACUAAAUGACAUCUGUUAUAAGCAUUCAUUAAUGCUCAUGACAGUGUCAUGUCAUAGUUAUGAUUGUAUAAUGACAGUCUGAUGGCGCCACUGUCAAUUAAAGUGUUACCAAGUACCUUAACUAGCACUUAAUACAACUGGACCAGUAACUGAAUAAAUAAUUAGCACAGAACAUGAAUUUUGAAUGUUAUUUACAUCUGUGGCAGUGCAAUGCAUGCUGGGAGGCAUGUUGGACAACAACAGUGUUGACAGCAGGUGGCAGAUGAGGUUGACUGUCCUUCCAAAGGGAGCAGUGAUGGCAAAAUGAAGCUUCUUGAAGCAAUAAGGCUUUGCAGCCAGUUGGUUCAAAACUUCAUUGUGGUUCAUUUGGUGUUAUGACAGUCGUAUGAUGCCGCUGUCAAAUAAAGCGUUACUUGUUAAUAUCUUUUGGUGUAAAUAUCCCUUCAUACAGUGAGGACAGCUGCGGCGUAUCUAUCAAAAAAUGCCGUUUCCGUGUCAUAUUUGGUGGGUAGUCAGAUGCGCCUUAUAGUGCGAUAAUUACGGUAGCCAUCUUCCAUAUUAAUUUAUUCGCAAUUGACGAUGAUCGACGUCCAACCCAUUUGAAAUGGAAGAGACUGCCAAUUCAAAUGGAUUGGACGUCUGUCGCCGCUAAUGGUAAGGAAACAUGAUCAUAAAUGAAUACAAAUCUACCUUCACGUGUUGGCCGUUCCGUGUCUUGAGCAAGCUCUCGUCUUCAGUUUCAAUACCAAAGGCGAGAUAAGGACUGGACGCAAUGUCCCCCCAGUAGCCUUGCAUGGCCACUUUGUCCCCUCUCUGGUUGAACACCCGAGAAGACAGCAAGCUCGGGUUGGUGUUCUGGUAGACGCCUUCCCUCAGUUCAAAGGCCAAGCCGCUCUCCCUCCAUCGGAAGUACUGAUGCUUGUUAAUAACGCCACACUGUAGAUGAAACGAUUUUUAUGUAUGUUCUAAUAUUGUAGUAGGUGCUUUCUGGAGGCAGCAGAGGACGCUCUACUAUCUAAAAAAAAAAAGGUUGGUCAGCAGAAAUUUUCAGUUCAGGGCAGCCAGCGAGUCUCAAAAUUUGGUAUGCGGGCUCCCUCUAGUGGUAGAUCAAAAAUAAUGGUGGACCUUCUCAUAUUGGCUGUUUAGGACCCACAAAUCCACUCAUAUUUGGAGAUUCUUUUUCAUUUUUUAAUAGUUGUGUAUGUCAAGGGCGUAGGUUUGGUCUCAACAUUGGUAGGGACAAUAUAACAGAAUAACCUAAAUGUACAUGUACACUUUUUGCUGAGGACAAGCAUUAAUAAGACCAAAGAGAUCAGAUGAACGAGGGUCAGUGCUACAUUUCGCACGAAUAUGAACCUAAUUAAUUGAUAGGUGAGAUCGUCAACGCAAAUUAAAUGUGUACUGACUUAUACUAAUUUUCAUGUGUACUGGUUCAAGUGAUAAACUGUUCAUUUCCAACCUUUGCUUUCAAAAACUACUCAAGAAAGAUUUUUUAAACUUCCAGAAUCAAUGUCUGGAUUUUAUUAGCAAAUUUAAAUUGCAAUGUUUAAACAUAAUUUAAAUUAUAUAUACAUGUUUGAGACUUCUUUCCUUCUAAACAAGGCCGUUUACAAGAAGAAAAGCAUCAGUAUGUGUUUUUAAUUUUUUUUUUUUUUUUUGAUUGUCAACACUUUCCUGUGAAACACAGACUGCGUCCUGGGACCGCUCUAUCGAAGCAACUUCUUGCUCACGAUUUUCUGGUUCUAUAGUUUCCGGCAGAAUUCACUACAUUUGUCACAGUUUAAUUAACGUUAACAUUAGAAAACAUAC